AUGGAACUGUCGCUUGAGGUUGUUGGCAUCCUCCUUCUUUUUAUAAUCAUGAAUCUUCUUUUCAGUUGAUUACGGUAGUGUCAAUCGCCAGCUUUUGCGUCGUGUCUUCUGUACUGUGCGUGACCGUCUGGUUGUGCCGAUGGCGUCGGGAUCAGGUCCGUCACAUCGACGAGAAGGAUGAACCGCGGUUGGAGAUGCGCUACUUGGAAAGGUAAAGAAGGUCGCAGGAUGAAAAAAAUCUUUUAGUUGCGAAAUUAAAUGUCCUUCUCUUUAGGAAAAUCUCGCUUUUUGAAAGAUAAAACUGAAGAGUUGGAAGAGACCUGUACGGACUUUACAGUUAGAAAUUUGAAAUUUUCAGCAAGAACACAACAAAACCUCCUUCUACGACCUUCGAAAAAUCCACAAGAAGAAAAUCUGAACAAAAAGAAACCUCGUCAAGUCAAAAAAUUGGGGAUGCCUUUCCUGAUGAAACUAUUGCACAGGUAUUUGUAACCUACCAGAUUCGUCUAUAAUGUGUCUUAUUCAGUUCGAGCAACGAGUAAAAGAUAAACGAGGAUCAGUGAACGAUCGGCGCGAUUCAACGGGUAAAAAUGUCCGUUUCUUUUAUUUUUCAGAGUUUCCAUCCAUUUGUUACUUUCCAGAAGCGUAUCGAUACUAUUUCCGACAUAACGGUGUCUAACGAUUCUCUUCAAAGAAAUGAUUCGAAGGUUAGUUUUUUCGAAAUGGCACUUACUAUCUCCGAAAAUAUGUUUACGGUCAACUGACUUCAAAAGAAGAGUGAAGCAGUCCAAAACUUUCCCCCUACAAACUUCUUCAGUUAUCCUUUUUUCAGGUAAACGUUUUCAAAGGAGAUCGACAAAGUCGGUCAACGUCGGAUGCACCUGACAACGAAAUGCCGGACGAAGAAGACUUGAAUCCAGGGCUCAACAAUUCUAUCAAUCUUGAAGUCAUUUGA
This is a messenger RNA of Caenorhabditis auriculariae, 955 nucleotides long. Lineage: Eukaryota; Metazoa; Nematoda; Chromadorea; Rhabditida; Rhabditidae. The record is from the annotation of a GenBank genome assembly.